This is a messenger RNA of Colletotrichum karsti, 1893 nucleotides long. RefSeq lists its product as uncharacterized. The coding region runs from base 1 to 1893 and encodes 630 amino acids. The transcript has a single exon. The record is from RefSeq and is a predicted model, not a curated record. Lineage: Eukaryota; Fungi; Ascomycota; Sordariomycetes; Glomerellales; Glomerellaceae.
AUGGCGGUGGACGGGUCCAAUUCGGUCCCGGUCGCGGGCUCAUCCGAACCAUCACAAGGCACGGAGCCGGACGUGCACGGCGGUGUGGCCCAGUCUCCCGCUCCGUGUCUCAUGUCGUUGCCAUCAGAGAUUAUAUCCGACAUCGUGGACUACGCGGCUAUCACGAAGUCGUCCGAGAGCUCCGAGAGCGAUGUCAGCGUCGUCAAAGCCCUGCGUCUCACUUGCAAGCGCCUGCGUGACUUGAGCUCCUCGCUGCUUGUCCGUAGGGUCAAGAUCUCCCUGAAUCCCGAUUCUCUCGCGCGCCUAGACGCCAUCUCCAACAGCCCAGCGAUCGCGGCAGGCGUAAAACGUGCCCACGUGGCGCUCGCCUAUUUCCCCAAACACCUUGCCGAUUCUCUUCCGGAAUUCAUCAAGUUUCAACGAGACUGCCUCGAUCGGAGGCGAGAAAGACUAGCGGCCUAUGCUCAAUUCGAUAGCGGUCCCUCGAACCUCGAAGAGCUUCUCGACCUGCAUAUCGAUGAGCUCAGAGCGGUCGGGUUCUCAGGGCCACUCAAGCCCAAGUAUCGCACGCUCAUGGGAAAUGCACACGAAGAGUUCAAGAAGCGUCAGAAGGCGCAAGAGGAGGCCUGCGGCAAGGGCUACGAUCACCUUGCCAAAACAAUCGCCACAUGUUUGGCCCGUAUGCCCAACCUCUGGGGCCUCGAAUUUAGUGAUGAGGACUUCAAUCAUCUCUGGACAGAAGACUACAAGGGCAACGACGUCGGUCUUUACAACCACAUGGUCUCUCCAAUUCGCUGGGAGAAGAUCAAAAGUCGCCGGGGACAGGAACCGCCUCCCCUCGAGUUGGUGAUUGCACUUCCAACAGCACUCGGUAAAGCUGGCGUCCGGCUCGAGUUGUUUUCCAUGGUCCUCACUUCUUGUGAUCAUCAAUGCUACGCUGUUCUCCAGCCUAGCAAAGCCGCCGCGAAAGAGCUCAACAAGUUUGGUAGCAGCCUGCGCCAAGUGCAGGUCGCCUUGAACGAUGUCAUCACCGACAUGAAGUCUUACGUUCAUCCCCCGCAGUUGAUGAUCAAUAACGAAAACAAGGGGGAAUCGACGCGGGUGGCCGCCUUCCUCAACGCCAUGUUUGCGGAUAUGGACGACCUCGAAACCCUGGUUCUGGGAGCCAGCUCUUUCAAGAGGUACAACAUGCUCGAGUUGAUGGAACCGCGUUUCUGGCCCGCGCUGACAACUCUUCUGAACGUCAAACCUUGGCCGAAACUGAGGAUCCUGGACUUGCACGAUGUGGUCAUCGGCUCGGCUCGGCUGAGAGAGCUGCUCGGCGAUCGUCAGGCUACCUUGAAGGUACGACUGAAAUGCCUUUGCCUGCUCCAAGGCGAUUGGCACGACACAGUUGAUAUGCUGCGCAACGUGUCGAAUCCGGCAAGAGAAGGAGCUGCCCCCGUCUUCGUCGAGUGCUUCGUCUAUCCGAACGGGCCUCAAUGGUACAUGCUCGACGAUACCAAGCGACGACGUAUUUUCGGCGACGAGAACAACGUUGAAGGUUACCUCAACGACGAUUACUCUCCGACCCUAUCGUACAUUCGAUGGAAGUCACUGGAAAACCCAGUGCCCGCCGGAACAGGCGCGGUUCAAUCAGUGCAAGCGGAUCACGAUGCAGAAGACGGGGACGACCAAGACCCUGGCAAUGAAGACGACUGGGUCACUGAUGACUCGGCCGAUGAUGACAUGGACCCAGCGCAGAGGCGCUUCGUGCAAGCCCUGCUGGAGCAAAUGGCCGAAGGUUUGGAAGGUCACGCACAAGCCCUUUACGAGGAACGCCUACGUGAGAACAUGGGCCCCGGCCACGAUUCCGAGGAUAUGGAUUAUGGUAUGGACGCCAUGGCUGAGUAA